Messenger RNA from Pezoporus flaviventris, 633 nucleotides. RefSeq lists its product as uncharacterized. Gene Ontology annotation, cellular component: cytoplasm. Lineage: Eukaryota; Metazoa; Chordata; Aves; Psittaciformes; Psittacidae. The record is from RefSeq and is a predicted model, not a curated record. The coding region runs from base 7 to 633 and encodes 208 amino acids. The transcript is spliced from 3 exons.
CUGGUCAUGCUGCCAGAUUUGAUGAAGACCCUGCAGAGUACCCACAGCGACAAGAUGAGGGCCCUGCUCAUAUUCAGAAAUGUAAUGGGUCAUUUGAAGAAGAAGGUCAGCUCCAUCGCUCUGGAGCUGGCCGAGAAGCUCCUUCAACUCUUUGAUGAUGAGUGCAGCCAGGUGCAAGAGCUCUCCAUCUGCCUCUUCAAAGACAUAAUACAGAUGGCGGAUUGGAAGGACAAGCGGCAGAUGCAGAAGAAGGUGCGGAGGAGCCUGGUCCCACUCGUGUUGCACAUGAGUGACGAGAUUGAGAGCGUGGCCAAGGCCUCUCAGGAAGCCUUCUGUGCAGCUGUGAAGGUGCUCAAAUGGAAAUGGCUCAGUCACCACACACAGACACUGGAGAGAUGGAAAACUGUGGAGCGCUUGGUAAGGACAAGUCCCAGGCUGGACACGGGGUGGUCCUCUCACCUCCCCACCCUCAGGAUGUUGCAGGAGGCCCAUCUGGGCCCUGGCAGUGGCACAGGGAGCUCUCAGGAGCUCCAGACCCUGCUCUGCCUUCAGCUGUCUCUGAACCUCAGCCCCACGGGGCUUCUGGCUGGGAGACGCACAUGGCCUGAGGAACAAGGUGUGGGGUGCUGGUAG